GGUAAUCUAUAACUAUAACUUGAUAAUAGUAUUUUUGGUCUGGUUCACAAUAUAAUCACUUAAUUAAUAUACUCCAAUGAGGCGGAAAGAUUAAGAGAAAGAAGACCAACUCGGUAAGUCCGACUCGGCAUUAGAAGAAAGCCAACUCAGUAGUCUUCAUUUCCUUCCUUUACAAUUUUACAUUACAGUUACACGAUUUAACCAUUUUUCCCGCACACAACAGGAAACCAUUCAGUAACACACACUUCUCUUCUCUCACUAAGAUAGAGAUAGAGAUAGAGAGUGUCACAAAGGACCCUCAGACGCAACGUGCAUUUCUCAUUCCCAAUAUACGACGGACAAAUUCACACCGUUUUCACAUCGACGUCGUUUACAGAUCCACCAUCGUCGUCUUCGUUAAUAACUCACUUCUGAAAAUCCCCAAGACACAGAACUGGAGCCUCUACAAGAUCCCAAGCAAUUGAAGGCUCCACCUGCCGCCGCAACCAACGGUCAGAUCCGUUACCGAUCGCCGUCUUCCGCCGAGCUUUUCGACGGUCAGUCCAGCAGUAACUCUCCACCGUCGCACACCGCCGAUCAACACUCUUCGGAGUUCGAAUUGAGCAAAAUGCUGAAGCGUCCCAGCCGUCAGGAGUCUCUCUCCGAUAAGAUCUACAGAUUUCGAGGAACUCUGCUCGUUGUAUCGAUUCCACUCCUUCUCAUCACGUUCGUUCUCUACAUGAUGCCUUCGAGUUCCUCUUAUGAAUCCGCCGGAGAUUACGCCCUCGUUAAUCGGAAAAUUUCCCCUGAUAAAAAAUCCGGUAGCACUUACGCCGUCAUUUUCGACGCCGGUAGCUCCGGUAGCCGCGUCCACGUUUUCCAUUUCGAUCAGAAUCUAGAUCUCGUUCACAUUGGCAAAGAUCUCGAACUUUUCGAGCAGACUAAACCAGGUUUGAGUGCGUAUGCUCAGAAUCCGCAGCAAGCAGCGGAAUCUCUGGUUUCGCUUUUAGAGAAAGCGGAGAGUGUUGUUCCUCGGGAAUUGCGAUCGAAGACACCCGUUCGAGUUGGGGCAACUGCGGGUUUGAGGGCUUUGGAAGGGGAUGCAUCUGAUAGGAUAUUACAAGCGGUAAGGGAUUUGCUUAAGAAAAGAAGCACAUUGAGAUCUGAGGCUGAUGCAGUUACGGUGCUGGAUGGAACACAAGAAGGUGCUUUUCAAUGGGUUACUAUUAACUAUCUAUUGGGAAACUUGGGAAAAGAUUAUUCUAAGACUGUUGGGGUAGUUGAUCUUGGAGGUGGAUCUGUUCAAAUGGCAUAUGCCAUAUCUGAGUCUGAUGCUGCCAUGGCUCCCAAAGUAACUGAUGGAGAGGAUCCGUAUGUUAAGGAGAUGUUUCUCAGGGGAAGAAAAUAUUACCUCUAUGUUCACAGUUACUUGCGCUAUGGUUUACUAGCUGCUCGUGCUGAGAUUUUAAAGGCUUCUGGUGAUGCUGAAAACCCGUGUAUCUUAUCUGGCUAUGAUGGAUCUUACAACUAUGGAGGAAAGUCCUUUAAGGCUUCAUCCUCUCCUUCUGGAGCAAGCUUAAAUGAAUGCAAAAGUGUAGCUCUCAAGGCCCUCAAAGUCAAUGAGUCAACUUGUACACAUAUGAAGUGCACUUUUGGUGGGAUAUGGAACGGUGGAGGUGGGGAUGGGCAAAAAAACCUCUUUGUUGCAUCAUUUUUCUUUGACCGGGCUGCUGAGGCUGGUUUUGCCAAUCCAAACUCACCAGUUGCAAUAGUUCGUCCUGCGGAUUUUGAGGAUGCCGCCAAGCAAGCUUGUCAAACAAAACUGGAGAAUGCCAAAUCCACUUAUCCACGUGUUGAAGAGGGGAACCUUCCAUAUCUUUGCAUGGAUCUUGUAUACCAGUAUACACUGCUUGUUGAUGGGUUUGGCAUAUAUCCAUGGCAAGAGAUUACAUUGGUAAAGAAAGUAAAAUACGAAGAUGCCCUUGUCGAGGCAGCUUGGCCGCUAGGAAGUGCCAUCGAAGCUGUAUCAUCUAGGUAACAGCACUAGUAUCAUUUGUUAGAUUACUCAUCCGAAAUCUCGGAGCAUGGAUUUGAGGUGAAAUACUGUCAUUCAUGAUGACCAGAAAUUACUUCAAGCAGAAUUGGAAUUGGAUAUGGGUCUACUUUUCAGGAAUAAUGGGAGAUUAUAGCUUCAUUAUUUUUCAUAUGUAAUUAAUACACAAUUUAUCUGAUUUACAGCUCCGGCAGAUUCAUUCGAUUCAUUAAGUGCAUUUAUAUAUCUUGUCUUGAGAGAUGAACAAAAUGGUGAUGCUUACACCAUUUCAUUUUUGUUUAAAUGGUUUUGUUGGUGAUGAUAGUUAAUCCUUUAUUUCUUCUCAUCUCGUUGAGCAUGCCAUAAA
Cicer arietinum (chickpea) is the source of this 2378-nucleotide messenger RNA. Its product is annotated as apyrase 2. Gene Ontology annotation, biological process: nucleoside diphosphate catabolic process. Gene Ontology annotation, molecular function: nucleoside diphosphate phosphatase activity. NCBI's taxonomy places the organism in Eukaryota, Viridiplantae, Streptophyta, Magnoliopsida, Fabales, Fabaceae. Gene Ontology annotation, cellular component: membrane. The record is from RefSeq and is a predicted model, not a curated record.